GAAUGAUAGGGUGUGAGGAUUAAUUGUAGGUCCAUCAUUAUUCACCAGGGGAAAAAAAACACAUUUAUUGGGAGAAAACUCGUAAAAUUCAGCAGCAAAAUUAACGCAUUUCCCUUGAAAUCGCACUGAACUCAAGUGCGGCGUACUCUGUCGUUGGACGCCAUAAACCUCAGAAAGUCCGAUUGAUACUGGUGCGUGAAAAGUGCUGAGGCACAAUGAGAUUGGAGAAAUGUUGGUUUUGUUCUUCAACCGUAUACCCUGGACAUGGAAUCCAGUUUGUCCGUAAUGAUGCAAAGAUAUUUCGGUUUUGUAGAUCAAAAUGCCACAAGAACUUCAAAAUGAAGAGGAAUCCUCGUAAAGUGAAAUGGACCAAGGCAUAUAGACGAGUCCAUGGAAAGGAUAUGACACAGGAUUCAACCUUCGAGUUUGAGAGGAAACGAAACAGGCCCGAGAGAUACGACAGGAAUCUUGCUGAUAAUGUACUCAAGGCCAUUCCUAAGAUUGAUAAGAUCAGAGUCAGUAGGGAGGAGAGACACCAUAAGAAUAGGAUGAAAGAAAACGAGGCGAAGGGGCAGAGGGAGGCAAAGAAGGAGUUGGAGCAGAGCAUCAGUUUGGUCAAAGCUCCUUCCGCAUUACAACAAGAUCCAUCUCUCACCUUACCCAAGACCAUAGUCAAGGUUUCACAACAGAAAUCAGAGGAGAAUCCUCUCAUGGAAGAGUGAUUCUAUCAACCUUGCACUUUUUUGUUGUUGUUGCUUUGUUCAGUUUAAUAUUUGUAGCUAUAUUAGAUGCCUGCCUGCUUUAUGUCCCAAUUGCCGGUUGAUUGCGAUCGUUGAUGUGAGUUGUUGGUUGUGGUUUUCAAACAAAAUUUGAGUGAAGUUUGGUGUAUUGCCUCUUAGACUGGUUCUAUGAGAUAGUGAACUAUUCUAAAGAAAUUUUGAAACAUGUUGGCCAAGAUAGAAUCUUCUUUGAUGUAGCAUAUUUAUUCUUUUUUGGUAUAAAUUGGAUAUCUUAUGUAUGCA
This is a messenger RNA of Cicer arietinum (chickpea), 1022 nucleotides long. RefSeq names its product probable ribosome biogenesis protein RLP24. NCBI's taxonomy places the organism in Eukaryota, Viridiplantae, Streptophyta, Magnoliopsida, Fabales, Fabaceae. The record is from RefSeq and is a predicted model, not a curated record. Gene Ontology annotation, biological process: ribosomal large subunit biogenesis. Gene Ontology annotation, molecular function: structural constituent of ribosome. Gene Ontology annotation, cellular component: nucleolus.